Messenger RNA from Dipodomys ordii (Ord's kangaroo rat), 1775 nucleotides. It is a transcript of the gene Khdrbs2, whose product is annotated as KH domain containing, RNA binding, signal transduction associated 2. Gene Ontology annotation, molecular function: poly(A) binding; mRNA binding. Lineage: Eukaryota; Metazoa; Chordata; Mammalia; Rodentia; Heteromyidae. The transcript has 9 exons. Gene Ontology annotation, biological process: regulation of alternative mRNA splicing, via spliceosome. The record is from RefSeq and is a predicted model, not a curated record. Gene Ontology annotation, cellular component: nucleus. The coding region runs from base 1 to 1029 and encodes 342 amino acids.
AUGUCUUCCAUGACCCUGUACGGCCUCACACCGUCGCCUGUCUGUCUGACAUACCCUCCUCUCAGCGGCUCAUCUGGUCACAGCGAAAUUGAAAAGUUUCAAGGUUCUGAUGGAAAGAAAGAGGAGGAAGAAAAGAAGUAUCUUGAUGUCAUCAGCAACAAAAACAUAAAGCUCUCAGAAAGAGUCUUGAUUCCUGUCAAACAGUAUCCAAAGUUCAAUUUUGUGGGGAAAUUGCUUGGACCAAGAGGAAACUCCUUGAAGAGGCUUCAGGAAGAAACAGGUGCUAAAAUGUCUAUUCUGGGAAAAGGAUCAAUGAGAGAUAAAGCAAAGGAAGAAGAACUAAGAAAGAGUGGAGAAGCCAAAUAUGCCCACUUGAGUGACGAACUUCACGUGUUGAUUGAAGUGUUUGCUCCUCCUGGGGAGGCUUACUCACGGAUGAGUCACGCACUGGAGGAGAUUAAGAAAUUCCUGGUUCCGGACUACAAUGAUGAAAUCCGCCAGGAACAGCUGCGUGAACUGUCCUACUUAAAUGGCUCAGAAGACUCUGGUCGCGGCAGAGGCAUUAGAGGCCGAGGGGUCAGAACAGCGGCUGCCACUCCUUCCAGGGGCCGUGGGGGAGCCGUUCCUCCUCCCCUACCACCUGGCCGAGGUGUCCUCACCCCUCGAGGAGCCACUGUGACUCGUGGAGCUCUUCCAGUGCCCCCUAUAGCAAGAGGUGUCUCCACCCCUCGAGCCCGGGGAGCAUCGUCAGCCCCAGGAUACAGAGCACUGCCCCAUCCCGCACCCGAGGCCUACGAGGAGUAUGCCUACGACGAUGGCUGUGUGGGUGACUAUGAGGCCUAUGACAGCAGCUACGCAACCCAGACGCAAAGCGUGGCUGAGUACUAUGACUAUGGUCACGGGGUGAGUGAGGACGUCUACGACAGCUAUGUGCCAGAGGAAUGGGCCGCCAGCCGCUCCAGCCUGAAGGCCCCGCCGCCUAGGCCGGCCCGAGGGGGAUUCCGAGAGCACCCCUACGGUAGAUAUUGAAGGUCUCAGAGACCCCACCCAAAGAGAGUGCGUAGCUGUGGUCUCCACACGAACAGCAACAAGACAAGUAAUAGUCCUCCCUUGUUUCUUUUUUCUACGCUAGGGUUAACUGCUUAGGACUGUGCCCGUGUUUCUUGUAUUUCCCUCUAUGCUGCUGACGUUUGUUGACAUUAGUAUUAUUUUACAAAAUGAAUUGAAAAAGACAUUGGCAAGCAUAGUGUAUAAACCAUUCAGUAGGAUGAUAUUCUCUUGGUGGUUUUGCAUUGUCCUGUGUAAGCUUUUCUUUUUAUUCUUUUAUUUUUCCUUUCCUUUUUUUUAGAAAGAGCAUGAAUCUGUUGACAGAUUUUGAGUCUCAACCAACUAGCAGAAAUUUUGUUUAGGGUUGCUAAAUUAAGACUGUAAUAUGAUCGUUGAGCUAGCGGAUAAUAAAGUUGUAGAUAAGAUGUUUUAACUUGUCUUUUAAUAUCUGUUAGUUAGAUAAAGAUGUUCAAUAUUAAGUUUGUAAAUUUAAUUUUAACUGUUUUCAUGGGGUUGAAAACAAGUAGCUACUGUAUGUUUGUAGCUAACUGAAUUUGUUCAGUGUUUUAACCUGUUUUUGUUAAAAAAGAAAAAACACACAUAAAGUUCCAUGUUACGCUUCACUAAAUAGGAAACCACAAUCUGUCAAAUAUGUUUGCCAUAACUUGUCAAUAAAGCUGAAAACCUUUGUAAAAACUAAAUUUGGAAUUACUUGUUUUCUAGCUUUA